Molecule: messenger RNA, 1375 nt
Organism: Phytophthora nicotianae INRA-310
Lineage: Eukaryota; Oomycota; Peronosporomycetes; Peronosporales; Peronosporaceae
Exons: 1
Coding region: 137-862 (241 amino acids)
Source: RefSeq, a predicted model, not a curated record
GUUGUGGAUAGUUAUGGAAAGAAGGUGAGUAUGUCCUCAUUCCCACAACACCCAGCAGCGAUGAUUAGGCCGCACCAUUCACAGUUCUGCCAACAACACCAACAGCUACCAAGCCAACCAAGACUACCAGGCAAGCAUGAUGCGAAUGAUGUAUCACGCUCAGAGCCUCCCCGACGACGAAAUGCGUCCAGCGUCGCCUCCAGGCAAACCUGGCGCCAACAGCAUGCUGCUUGUACCGGACCUGCAGCCGCUGCGCAUGUGGCCAUGCCACUACGCCAAGGCGGCGGACGCUCUGGGUUUCCUCAAGGCCAUCGACCACCUAGAAGUGAAUGAGACGGUCAAACGCCAGGGCAAACUCUGCUACGUGGUGCAGGUUUUCCUCAAGAACCCGGAGAUCCGCAUCCCAACGUCACGCAACUCAGCUAAUCGCCGCUCGUCCGCCGCGGCCGACACGUCUCCGCAACGCCGUCAGAGCGUCACGGAGAUGCCGACGCCCUCGUCAGCCCCGCAGGAGUCGGACUACGCUUUGGAGCGCGAGUUCUCCGAGUUCGUUAAGCUUCGCUAUAACAUCUGGGUACACGCACAGCAGCCGCGUCCCUCGCGCGGCUGCAUCUACUGCGAUGACAUCACGGCGUUCGUAGGCGACUCGAGCAAGCGUCCAUCGGGUAUCAUGGAGAAGAUUUGGGCCACCAAAGCCCACCGGAAGGACAUGAUGGAGGCGUAUUUGAACCGUAUGGUGGCACUCGCCAUCGGUCGGGGCGGCGACGGCCAGCGAAGUCCGCACUGCCACGGCUUCGACCACAUCCCAUAUCGCCUCGUACGUUUUCUCAAGAAGUCCGGGGAGAUCAACCACCUGCGCUGAAACGAAGUUAGGAUUUAAUCUAUUGGACGAAGAGUGGGCGUGUAGAGGGAGGGGGCUAUUGCUCCUUGUUUGGACACAGGCCACAGAUACAUAUAUUUAUUCAGUUGAUGCAGAAGCACAAUAGCUACGUUGCAUAUGGGGCCGAUAGCAUUAUUUGUGGGAGUCACAACGACGUGCAUUCAAGCAUGAAGCGGUAAGAAAUUCCUCACAUGGAGUUCCUGCAAGGAACCCAAGUGGGAACAGCAGAUGCCGGUGCUCAGCAUCUUCAAUAAUGGGCACAUCGACAUGAUAUCAAGCAACUUGAAGCUGGUAAUGUAGCCCAAGCAGCAAUUUUUACCACUAAAGUCGAGUACUAUAAGCUACGCUUGUGGGAUAAAAAUUCAUUCGCGUUUGCAGACGUCUUGGUUCGCAUACUCCACUAGCAUUUACAGCACUGUGUGCGUCAGAAGAAAAAAAACGAUUGGUAGACAUUCCACUUACCAAAAUGGUUAUGAAAACCCCCGUGUUCAGCUU